Messenger RNA from Verticillium alfalfae VaMs.102, 333 nucleotides. RefSeq lists its product with no specific name. The coding region runs from base 1 to 333 and encodes 110 amino acids. The record is from RefSeq and is a predicted model, not a curated record. The transcript has a single exon. Lineage: Eukaryota; Fungi; Ascomycota; Sordariomycetes; Glomerellales; Plectosphaerellaceae.
AUGGCGCAGAGAAACGGGCACGCCGGGACGACAGGGGCAGCGGCGGCGGGAGCGGCGGGGAACACGAGACCCAAGACGCCGAUGGCGCUGGACGAAGACGACGUACCGGACGAGGCGGAUCUCUACGGUGCGACCCCCAAGAGGGCGGCUCCUGGCACGACGAACGUACCGAGGCCUGCGGACCCGGAUGAUGAGGACGAUCUCGAGGCGCUCAUGGCGGAGGCGGAAGCAGAGACGGGCCCGAGACGGGAGCCUGAGACGAAGGUGGCGCCCGCGGUCAACGACUACGAAGAUGACGAAGCCGCAAUGGCUGAAAUGGAUGGGAUGUGGUGA